This is a messenger RNA of Aspergillus aculeatinus CBS 121060, 306 nucleotides long. RefSeq lists its product as uncharacterized. The record is from RefSeq and is a predicted model, not a curated record. The transcript has 2 exons. The coding region runs from base 1 to 306 and encodes 101 amino acids. NCBI's taxonomy places the organism in Eukaryota, Fungi, Ascomycota, Eurotiomycetes, Eurotiales, Aspergillaceae.
AUGGGCUGGCUGGUGGUGCUGGUGCUGGUGCUGGCUGUUGCAGCACUGGCCAGCCCUGACUCCACGGUUUUGGACCAGUCUGGAUGCUGGCUGAAUGUGCUGGAGCGGUAUGUGGCUAUCCUCGUGGUGCGCAUAAAUCCGUCGAACAAGGCACUGACUGCGACACGUUUGGCAUUCCCAUUGUUCCCCAGCUCAGACACUCCCCCGGUAUCUCUAGCCCCCCAGUCAAUUGAGCAGAUCCUGAAACCGGCGACUUUCCCGGGGCAAAUUGGUACUCUGAACCCGGCCACACUUCGCAUGAUGUAA